Molecule: messenger RNA, 2379 nt
Organism: Nicrophorus vespilloides
Lineage: Eukaryota; Metazoa; Arthropoda; Insecta; Coleoptera; Silphidae
Exons: 7
Coding region: 292-2226 (644 amino acids)
Source: RefSeq, a predicted model, not a curated record
UGUGAAUGAAUGUAAAUAUAGUUGCCUAUAUUGUUAACAGUAAAAUUAACGAAUUUCGGUCAGGCAAUCGAGUGAUUUUCGGCGAUGCUCGGCACGGCAUGUUUAUUUGCAUCUCCGCAUCAAAACCGGCUUUAAAUAUAUCGUAAAAUAUAUGGUGAUUCGUAACGCUAAUGGCAGUCAUCAAUUAUGAAGCUGUAUCUAAGCAAUAUAUAAUCUGAUAAUACUAAAACACCACCUACUUCUCAAAUUUCUUCAGCGUUGAAACCGUCAUCAGAAAGUCUCAGUUCCACCAUGACGUUACGUUAUUUAAGAUGUGUCCUCUUCAAGAAAAUCUACUAUCUGUACUUGUUCAUUGCCUUUGUGCUGUUCUAUAUUUAUCUUCGUAAGGACAGUGUAGUUGACAUCCUGGAUAGACAGUCUAUACUACUGCAAAUAGAUGAGACCAUUAAGAAACAUGCAAACACUGGGGCAUGCAAGCAACCCAAUCUUCCAAUCUAUUCAGCAGAGAUGAUGAAAUUUGUUAAACAUGUUCCUCCAAUCGACUGUUCACAAGCUGGCCCUGAUUGGGUAACAUGUGAAGGUUCAGAGUGUAGAAUUUCACCUGAUAUAAUAAUACAGAAAGGUCCAAUCAAAUGCUCUUUCACUGAUAUCAUUCGCAAAGAUGAUUUUAAUUUUGUUGAUGGGGAAACUACCACAUCAGAUUCCUACUACAAGUUGGAAAGUAGUGAUACUGUGAGAGUGCAUUGUGUGUCUUUGGAGGAAAAAUGGGAUUCAAUUCUAACUGGAAUUCGCGUGGACAAAGCCAUUUGGAGCAGGAGUGGAUGGGAGCAUGUGCCAGAGGAUGGCAUGAAACUGAAUGUUCUCAUGUUUGGCUUUGACUCGAUGUCGAGGAAUUCGGUGAUCAGGAAGUUGCCGGAAACUCAUAAAUAUUUGAAGACCAAAAUGAACGCGCACAUUUUGGAAGGAUAUAAUAUUAUUGGCGAUGGAACUCCGCAAGCUUUAACGCCAAUGCUAACUGGUAAAACAGAACUAGAAUUGCCAGAGACGAGGAAACGAGUGAAAGAUGCGAAUUACGUGAACGUGUACCCGUUCAUAUGGGACGAUUUCAAGAAGAACGGUUACGUUACUGGGUAUUUGGAAGAUUGUCCAACGAUCGGUACCUACACAUACAGGUUGAAGGGCUUCAAUGAAAUGCCGACCGAUCAUUACAUGCGUACGUAUUACAUGUCGACGCUGAAGAUGAUUCCCAAGUGGCCAAACUUGUGCGCUGGAAGCAUACCCAGACACAAAGUGAUGAUGAACCACGCGAAAGAUUUUUUCCACGUGUACAAGAAUAAACCGAAAUUCUUAUUCGGUUUCCAUGGAGAAAUAUCUCACGAUAAUUACAACACGAUCGGCGUGGCCGAUGAAGACGUUUUGGAAUUUGUGAGGGAUAUGCACACCUCGGGAGCAUUGAACGAUACCAUUUUUAUUUUUAUGGCGGACCAUGGACACAGAUUCGCCGAUAUCAGGAACACUGUGCAAGGGAAGAUGGAAGAGCGUCUUCCCUAUUUCUCGUUCGCAUUCCCAACUUGGUUUAAGCAAAAGUACUCUGACGCUUACGACAACUUCGUGAACAAUGUUCAAACUUUGGUGACUCCUUUCGAUAUUUAUUCCACGCUGCAAAGCGUCUUGCAUUUGACGGAUACAGGAGUUGCUGAUUUAAGCAAGAGAUCUGUUUCCCUCUUCACAAAUAUUCCAAAGGAGCGAAGCUGCGCUCAAGCUUACAUCGAGCCUCACUGGUGCGCUUGCUUGGAAUGGAACUCCAUCUCGCUGAGCUCACCGAUAAUCCAAAGGCUCGGAGAUGAGUUUGUGAAGAUCCUGAACGAUUACACCGAAUCUCAGAGAACGAAGUGCGCCAUUCUCCGGAUAUCCGCUAUAUAUUGGGUGAGCCAAUUGACGCCCAACGAGAAUCUCUUGAAAUACAAGAAGAAUCACGAUUACGAUGGGUUCGUGCCGGAUCUGACAGGUAAAACCGAUGUCAGCGUGAACAUCUAUCAGAUGAAAGUGAUGUUGAGUCCUGGCGACUCGCUUUUCGAAGUUACAAUCAGUCAUCAUCUGAACGAGGAUCAAAUGGAAAUUAAGAUGAGUGAUAUUAGUCGUAUUAAUUUAUAUGGUAGGCAAGCUAGGUGUAUAGAAAACAGUUUGCAUCAUCUCAGAAAGUAUUGUUAUUGCAUUACUGAUUAGGUUGCGACAAAGAAAUUCGAAGUCUAGUCAUUGUAGAAUUAUUGAUGCGCAGCAUAUCGGAAGACUUGUGAAUUUGUAAUUACAUUUAAUGUUAAGCAGAGUAUUAAUAUGUAGUUGAAAUAAGAUAUAAAUAUAUAUUUCUUUAUAUUAUAA